AUGUAUUACGACCAAGAACAAAAGCUCACCGAAGCCCAAAAGAGAAAAAAACAACAAAAGAAGCCAACCCUAAUGUUUUUGCUCUUAGCCGCUGGAGCAGCUUAUCUGUUUUUAGUCUAUUUGCCCCAAGAAAAACAAAAAAAACAAUUAGAAGCCCAAAUUCAAGCUGAUAUUGAUAAACUUCAAACUGCACAACCUAAUGAUUAUGUUUCUCUAUUAACCACUCUCCAAGUUGAGCAAAUAAGGCAUAGUCAAGAAUUAGUAGACAAAAGCAAAAGAGACUAUGAAGAAACAAUGAGAAUAGAAGAAGAAAAAAGAAAAACAUUAAAACUUCAUUGGCAAAGAAAGCCAGGAAUUGCUUUACUUAAAGAUAGUGAAGAACUUUUUUUUACCAACAAAAAAAUCUUAGAAUGGGAAAGAAAAAUCUUGAUUAAUCCAACUCGAGGAGAUGUCGAUCCUACUAGCGGAAAAGACAAUAAUGCUUUGUUCUAUGGUGCUCCUGGAACUGGUAAAACUUCUAUCACCAAGCGGAUAUGUCUUAAAAUUAACCAGUAUCCUAUGAUUGAGCUUAAAGUUGAUAACUUUGGCUUUGAGAGAGUUAAUGGUGGUGAAGUUCGUUAUAUCCUUUUUGUGGAUGAAGCUAAUCAGAUUAACACAAAUACUUUUUCUAAAUCUCCUUCUUACUUAGUCUUCUUAAAAGAAUGUAUGGAAGGAGUAGAUAAAACCAAACAAAGCCAAAAUCUCUGGAUCUUUGCCACUAAUUACUUGAACGAAGUCGACAAAGCUGUUUACCGCCCUGCCUUACCCGAAAUAAAGCCUGAAAAUGCUACCGAACAACAGCCUGCCCAAGCUGAUGAUAAACUAGAAGACAUUGUAAGUGUAGUUAGAGAUACCAUUGAUAUGCGAAUAGACGAAACCAAUGAACUUUUACAGAAAGUUGGAAAUGCUAUCAACAAUAUGAGUAGUAGCCUACAACAAACAACCAGUUCAACCUUAGAAAUGGAAGUCCGAGAUUUACAGAGACAAGUAGCUGAUUUAAGAGCCCGAAUAGAUUAA
Molecule: messenger RNA, 1056 nt
Organism: Entrophospora sp. SA101
Lineage: Eukaryota; Fungi; Glomeromycota; Glomeromycetes; Entrophosporales; Entrophosporaceae
Source: the annotation of a GenBank genome assembly